GGUCUUGUUACAAUGUGGCAAUGUAAAGAGUGUUAAGUUUGUUUGGGUGCGAAAUUUGCCAGAUAGCCUGUUAUCUGUGUUCGUGCCUUUACACGUGUAAAUAGCUCAUGUCUGAACCAUGUUCGCAGAUGUCCCCGGAACCAUGCCUGCUUGAGUCCGAGGACCAGACAUCGUAUGGUACGAUCAGCCGGCCUGCGAAGGAGGGGAGGGAGAUGAUGAAGAAAUCGAAAAGCAAUCAGGUCCUGCUAUGCUGUUUGGCCAACUCCGCACUGCUGGGCUCUGGCAUGUCCCUGGGCUUCACAGCAGUAGCUCUCCCCUACAUGUUGAUGCCUGACAGCACACUCCCCAUAGACCAGGAUGAGGCCUCUUGGAUUGCCAGUUUGGCCUCCAUAGCCACACCUGUGGGUUGUCUGCUGAGUGGACAUCUGCUGGACAGGUUCGGACGACGCACGGCUCUCCUGGUCAUCUCAGCUCCCCUCAUACUAGGCUGGCUCCUCAUUGGACUCAGUCCCUCACUCAUACAGAUGUACCUGGGCCGGAUCAGCACAGGUAUCGGCACGGGCUUGUGCAGUAUCCCGGCCACGGUGUAUGCUGCCGAGGUGGCUGACAGUAGUAUCCGAGGAUGGUUGGUCACCGGGACUUCAGUAUCCAUCGCAAUGGGAGUCGUCAUUGUUUACACCCUCGGAGCUCUUCUCAAGUCGCAAUGGCAGCUGGUCGCCCUGAUAUGUGCUGCGUUCCCUGUGCUGACCACAGUUCUUGUCUUCUUCUUCCUCCCAGAGAGUCCAGUCUGGCUCGUCGCCAAGAACAGAUUGGAGGAUGCGUCUCACGCACUCAUGCGUAUCAACAGAGCCAACACACCUGCUCAGGUAUUGCAGGUGAAUGAAGAAUUGCAGUUGCUGGAGGACCGAGCUAGAAAGAACACUCGACGAUCUCUCUCUCUCACUACUACACUCAAGGCUCUGAGUCGUCCAGAAGCUUGGAAGCCUCUCAUCAUAAUGAACACCUUCUUCUUCUUCCAGCAGUUCACUGGCACUUUUGUUGUUAUUUUUUAUGCUGUGGAUGUUGUGCAAGAAGCUGGUGUCAAAACAGAUCCGUUCCUGGUCACGGUGCUGAUUGGUCUAACCCGUCUUGUAUUCACCUUCCUGGCCGCGUAUCUGUCCAAGAAGUUCGGUCGUCGGCCGACAGCCAUCUUGUCUGGGGUCGGAAUGACUCUCUCCCUUAUCACUCUUGCCACUCAUCUUUACCUUCUCUCUCCCACUCCUUCUGUCACUAAGCUCUCUACUAGUAACCUCUCUGACAUUCUCAACACUACAGAUGUUUUCAACUCUACAGCUGUGGAGACAGUUGAGUCUGUAUCAUUUCUUCCUGUGACAAUGCUUCUUCUUUACAUCCUCGCGAGUACCAUUGGCUUUCUCACGCUGCCGUGGUCCAUGAUAGGAGAGGUUUACCCUGCUCAAGUUAGAGGGGUAGCCAGUGGGCUGACAACAUGUACUGCCUACGGAAUCAGUUUCCUGGUACUUAAGAUGUACCCUCACAUGAAGAAAGUACUUGACAAGCACGGGGUGUUUUACUUCUUCGGCAUUAUGGCUCUUCUGGGUACUAUAUUUGUUGUCUUUUUCCUACCAGAGACUGAAGGAAAAACACUUCAAGAGAUUGAGCUGCAAUUCAUGAACAAAGGAGCAAGACGAAGUAUUCAGCAGGAAGAAGAGGAAGUGGCUUUACAAAAGUCGAAGAAAGCAACCAUAGUGAAGUCUACGAUGCGGUGAUCAUGUUCCUAGUUGGUCCAAGUGUUAUUGCGCAAAACUACGAUCUCAACACCUUGAUGUUGCUCUGCUUUACUUAGUAGUUGCUGAAGUAGAACUGUGUGUUAACGUUCAAAUAGAAUAGAGUCGGAUUAAUGUACGACAUUGCUUCGAUACAUCAAGGAACAAAAAUGGAAAACUUAAUUUGUGUGUUGAAUAGCUCUAUGAAAAAGCAUUCAAAACAUUUCUAUUUAGUGAUUCUAGAUCACUACAUUUUUAAUAUUGUGUUGUUGCAAUUUUUAAGACUUGUGAACAGUUUACUUAAAAUACUCAUGUAAAAGAGUGACCAAUGUUUCUGUGUAUGAGAAACGACAAACGUACUGUUAUUUAUUUUUAGUUUUAUUGGAAGACUGUUUUUAAAUUAUCUGAAUCAAAUAAGAUUGGAUUCCUCACUGAUAAUUAAAAUGUAUGAUAAUUAUGGUACAUAUAUAAGAAAAGAGCUUUAAGUGAGA
This is a messenger RNA of Macrosteles quadrilineatus (aster leafhopper), 2254 nucleotides long. RefSeq names its product facilitated trehalose transporter Tret1-2 homolog. The transcript has 10 exons. Bases 108 to 1766 code for a protein of 552 amino acids. Gene Ontology annotation, molecular function: transmembrane transporter activity. The record is from RefSeq and is a predicted model, not a curated record. Gene Ontology annotation, biological process: transmembrane transport. Gene Ontology annotation, cellular component: membrane. Lineage: Eukaryota; Metazoa; Arthropoda; Insecta; Hemiptera; Cicadellidae.